CAGCAAGCAAGUACAGCGCCAGGCAUCACAACAUCACGACUACGUCGUCGUCCAUUUUGUGCCUUUCUGCUGUCGUUCACGACUGUAUAUCCUCGGGUGGACGAUCAGCGUCCUUUUGUCAUUCCUUUUUCGUUACUCUUGUGUUGGUAACAUUCUCCAGAAUCAUCAUGGCUGAGGAAACAUUUGAAGCCGUUGGGUCUGGUGCCUCUACCACCUAUCCCCAGCAAUGUUCUGCCCUCCGCAAGAACGGUCACGUUGUGCUGAAGGGUCGCCCAUGCAAAAUUGUGGAAAUGUCCACCUCCAAGACUGGCAAGCACGGCCACGCCAAGGUCCACAUGGUCGGCAUUGACCUUUUCACCCAAAAGAAAUAUGAAGAUAUCUGUCCCUCAACUCAUAACAUGGAUGUACCACAUGUCUCCCGUAAUGACUUUCAGCUUCUUGACAUUGACGAUGAAGGCUUCAUGUCGUUGAUGAAUGAAGCUGGCGAUACACGCGAGGAUCUCAAGGCACCUGAAAGUGAGCUCGGAAAAGAUAUCCGUGAGCGCUUUGGCAAGGGUGAAGAUAUUCUUAUCACUAUCAUGAAGGCCAUGGCUGACGAGGCUGCUGUUGGCUUGAAGAACGCUAAGGCAUAAACGGCUUCCGUUCAGCAUCAUUUCAUGAAGUUUGGAUUGACCAAGCAUCGUUGAUAUUCCAUAACCAUGAAGGUGUGAGAAGCCUUCUAGGCCUCGCCUGGGUUUUUUUACUCGGUCAAUAUUUUGCCCUAUUGACCACUUUAACCUGUCAAUAUUCGAUUCGUGUCCAACCCAACGCUUAGUGCUUGCUAUUUUUUGCCUCAUGAAAUGUGUUCUUAUGCCCAAAUGUUGCAGUUGUAGACGGGCACUUGGUACAGCUUUGUACAGUGCUUUGUGUGUUGUGGGGUCCCCUGUGCUUGGUGUGAAUGCAUCUCACAUCAAGAUCCCUCAAAUCCGUCGUGCGGGUGUCCUUUAGCGCGAGUUCAUACUGGUGGUGAAGGGUUCGGGCUCUGUUCCUCAUUUUUUACUGCCUGAUUCUGUUACAGAGGGUAUGAAGAUCUGCUGAAGUUCUGUUGCUCAGUUGUCUCACACUUCCAAGAGCCUGUCUAGUGUCAGGUCAGACUGCCAUGUUGUCUCUUGGGCAGCAUUUUCUUCAAACACUAUCACAUGCGUGCUCAUGUUCUGAUUAAGGUGUUGAACUGUGUUUAGUA
Messenger RNA from Sycon ciliatum, 1222 nucleotides. RefSeq names its product eukaryotic translation initiation factor 5A-1-like. Gene Ontology annotation, molecular function: RNA binding; translation elongation factor activity; ribosome binding. Lineage: Eukaryota; Metazoa; Porifera; Calcarea; Leucosolenida; Sycettidae. The record is from RefSeq and is a predicted model, not a curated record. The transcript is spliced from 4 exons. Gene Ontology annotation, biological process: translational elongation; positive regulation of translational elongation; positive regulation of translational termination. Bases 168 to 632 code for a protein of 154 amino acids.